Anguilla rostrata (American eel) is the source of this 1182-nucleotide messenger RNA. RefSeq names its product cytochrome c oxidase assembly factor 6 homolog. Bases 264 to 503 code for a protein of 79 amino acids. Gene Ontology annotation, cellular component: mitochondrion; respiratory chain complex IV. The record is from RefSeq and is a predicted model, not a curated record. Gene Ontology annotation, biological process: respiratory chain complex IV assembly; mitochondrial ATP synthesis coupled electron transport. NCBI's taxonomy places the organism in Eukaryota, Metazoa, Chordata, Actinopteri, Anguilliformes, Anguillidae. The transcript is spliced from 3 exons.
CGUUUCUAUGACGUAUUUUAAAGCGACCGAUGGUAUCUAUCCAUGAGUAUUUGCCAUGUUUGUGUAAAUAUUAUUUCUUCUACGUAAGAUCAUGCCAUGUUAUUGGUGAGAAGUUAUAGUUUGUAGGUAAGAGCUAAGGUUACUUUCACUUGCUAUUUAAAUAUAUGAGAAUAUUUUCACGGAUAUGUAGCAAGCUAGGCACUUGGUUGCAAGUUUACUAGUGAAGCUAGGGUGACGAAGCUACAGAGCACAUAGUGGCGAUAAUGACUGCUCCGAAUUCUAAUCAGAGGCGAGCGUGCUGGGCUGCAAGGGACGUGUUCUGGAAGUGCCUGGAUGACAGUCAAGACGACGCGACUGCGUGCGAGAAAUUCCGCACAGAUUUUGAGGCAAACUGUCCUGCUCAGUGGGUGAAAUACUUUGUCAAAAGAAGAGACUUCUUAAAGUACAAGGAGAAGAUUGAGACCAAGGGAUACGAGUCUUCUGAACAGUCAUCGAAACUAUAGUUGCUGCUGCUGCUUAUUGUGUGAAGAUGUAAGACCACAUGAGAGAAGACACUUGCACAUCAGAAGUUCACAAGGUGAAUCUCGAAUGCCUCUUUUUAAAUUGGCCAGAGUCUAAUUCCAGUGCCUUCUGACAGGCGACUGAGUAGUUUGUGAACCUUUCUGCGUGGUUUUAGUACACACCGUUAAAAAGGUGAUGAACUCUGCCCACAAAUAAAAACAAUUGAAUCUGUGUGGCACUGAGAGGAGAGGUAAAGUCUGCCCAUUCCUGAACUGUUUUUUAAGAGAAAAUCACUUUGGAGGUUGUACACAGGCCACAAGUCAGUAAAAUACUUUGUGAAUGACAUUUUAAGACAAUGAAUAAAAUAAUGAAGCAAAAGGGUUUAGUUUUUGAGUUCUUUUAUUAGUUGUCAUUAUUGUAUCUUAUGUAACUUCUGGGAUGUUUAAUGUGUGUUACAAACAUUGUUAAACUGUCAGUGAUUCAAGUAUUCAAAAAAGUCAUUAUACAUGGACAAAAAACAUGAAAGGCACAUUAUUCUAUAUUCUCUAUGUUUUUCUUAGUAUUAACAUAGGUUUGUGUCCAGAUUCUCAAACUAGCAGAUAUGUUUAAGUUCUGUGCAGAGAAUAAAAAUGAUGUGAGACUCACUUAAUAAAUAGCGCAGUAUCAAAGAUUCCAUUUGAA